Fusarium sp. VM40 is the source of this 255-nucleotide messenger RNA. The record is from the annotation of a GenBank genome assembly. NCBI's taxonomy places the organism in Eukaryota, Fungi, Ascomycota, Sordariomycetes, Hypocreales, Nectriaceae.
AUGUCUGAUUACAAGCCCACUGAGCACGACGGUCUCCGCAAGGACGGUCAGCCCGACGGCCGUGUCGGCACCGGCGAGUUCGCCCACGGAAAGGUCGACCCCCACAAGGCUGGCGAGCAGGGUGGAAAGACCUCUGGCGGCGAGGGUGGUGAUUCAGGACUUGGAAGUAGCAGCUCCGGCGGCGACUACAAGCCUACUGAGCACGAUGGACUCAAGAAGGACGGUACCCCUGACCAGCGUGUCAAGGGCAACUAA